Ascoidea rubescens DSM 1968 is the source of this 300-nucleotide messenger RNA. RefSeq lists its product as uncharacterized. Bases 76 to 273 code for a protein of 65 amino acids. Lineage: Eukaryota; Fungi; Ascomycota; Saccharomycetes; Ascoideales; Ascoideaceae. The record is from RefSeq and is a predicted model, not a curated record. The transcript has a single exon.
AUUUCUUUUGUGGUUUUUAAGUGUGAAAGGAAAUGGAGAAGAAGAAAAUAGAAGAAGAAAAAAAAUAGAAAUAAGAUGGAGAAAACACUGGGGGCUGUUGAGGGUUACUUUGUCGAGCAUAAAUUAUCAUGUUGGUUCAAAAAAGCUACUGAGAGAGAGACAAAUGUAAACAGUGCACUUUUACCUAAUUCCAUCCACAUCACAACGAUCACAGCAUUUUGGAUGUUGCGCGAGAAAUUGGGAAUUCGUUUUUGGAUCCUGGAUUCAAAUUAACUUGUUGCCAUUUUGAAUCAGGACAAA